Ictidomys tridecemlineatus (thirteen-lined ground squirrel) is the source of this 1573-nucleotide messenger RNA. It is a transcript of the gene Bmp10, whose product is annotated as bone morphogenetic protein 10. Gene Ontology annotation, biological process: BMP signaling pathway. Gene Ontology annotation, molecular function: cytokine activity; growth factor activity. The record is from RefSeq and is a predicted model, not a curated record. Lineage: Eukaryota; Metazoa; Chordata; Mammalia; Rodentia; Sciuridae. Gene Ontology annotation, cellular component: extracellular region.
GGGGAGAGGAAGAAUGAAAGGGGGAGGGGGAGAGAGAGGAAGAGCUUCCAAACUUGUCGGCAGUGACAUGAGACAUUUACGCUCUGCUAGAUAAAACUGCCACUUAGAGCUCAGGAGAGCUAGACUUUCCUGGGUUGGCCUGGGGGCUUGAGCGGAGUCAUGGAUUCUCUGGUCCUGCGGCUGUGCGCUGUCUUCUGCCUGGUGGCUCACUCCGUUUCUGGCAGUCCCAUCAUGGGCCUUGAGCCUCUGGAAGAAGAUAUGCCCUUCUUUGAUGAUGUCUUCUCAGAGCAAGAUGGUGUUGACUUUAACACCCUGCUGCAGAGCAUGAAGGACGAGUUCCUCAAGACGUUGAACCUGUCGGACAUCCCUAUGCAGGACUCAGCCAAGGUGGACCCACCAGAGUACAUGCUGGAACUCUACAACAAGUUCGCCACAGACCGGACCUCCAUGCCCUCUGCCAACAUCAUCAGGAGUUUCAAGAAUGAAGAUCUGUUUUCUCAACCAGCCAGUUUUAAUGGACUCCGAAAAUACCCUCUCCUCUUCAACGUGUCCAUCCCUCACCAUGAAGAGGUGAUCAUGGCUGAACUCAGGCUGUACACGCUGGUGCAAAGAGAUCGCAUGAUAUAUGAUGGAGUGGACCGGAAAAUUACCAUUUUUGAAGUACUAGACAGUGAAGGGGACAACGAGGCUGAAAGAAACAUGCUAGUCCUAGUGUCAGGGGAGAUCUAUGGAACCAACAGUGAGUGGGAGACUUUCGACGUCACGGAUGCCAUCAGACGUUGGCAAAAGUCAGGCUCGUCCACCCACCAGCUGGAGGUCCACAUUGAGAGCAGACAUGACCAGAUCGAAGAUGCCGGAAGGGGACAACUGGAAAUAGACACCAGUGCCCAGAAUAAGCAUGACCCUUUGCUUGUUGUGUAUUCUGAUGACCAAAGCAAUGACAAGGAGCAGAAGGAGGAAUUGAAUGAAAUGAUCGCCCAUGAGCAAAUCCCGGAGCUGGAUAACCUGGACCUGGAUGGUUUUUCCAAUGGACCUGGGGAAGAGGCUUUGCUACAGAUGAGGUCGAACAUCAUCUAUGACUCCACGGCCCGAAUCAGAAGGAACGCCAAAGGAAACUACUGCAAGAGGACCCCGCUGUACAUCGACUUCAAGGAGAUUGGCUGGGACUCCUGGAUCAUCGCUCCCCCAGGAUACGAAGCCUAUGAAUGCCGUGGUGUUUGUAAUUACCCCCUGGCAGAGCAUCUCACGCCCACAAAGCAUGCCAUUAUCCAAGCCUUGGUCCACCUCAAGAAUUCCCAGAAAGCUUCCAAAGCCUGCUGUGUGCCAACCAAGCUCGAGCCCAUCUCGAUCCUCUACUUAGACAAAGGUGUCGUCACCUACAAGUUUAAAUAUGAAGGCAUGGCGGUCUCUGAAUGUGGCUGUAGAUAGGAGUCCUGUGGCUUAUUUAAUAACUGUAAAUGUGUAUAUUUUGUGUUUUAUUUAAUGAGACUAUUUAAUGAGGGUGUACAGAUAACAGAGGCUUGCUGCCUUAGGGAAAUGGACAGAUUGGUUUAUUGUAGGAAACGCAUAGUUU